UGUCUGCUUACCCUCAAAGGGGAGAUGGCGGCAGCCGCUUCGGCAACGUCAGGUCUGGAGGAGGAGCCACUGAGAUAAGCCAGCAUCCUUUAGCCUCCGACGGCUUCUUGGUGAGCCGAUUUGGAUAGAAACGAAGAGGCAAAGCUGGCGAACUGGCUUCUGGAUUGAGAAUCCGAAUCUCCCAGAGUUUAGAUCUACCGGCGCGGACCGGGAAGCGAAGCCUGCAGCCCCGAUGACACGAGACUCCACCUGCUGCUGUCCCCUCCUGAUGCCCUUGCUCACACUCUGGUCCUGAACUCCUCCGACUUGCAUCCACUUCCAAACCUCAACAGUUCUUUCCUAGCAGACGGAACCCUACCACCGCGUCACCAUGGCGAAGAUGCUGCCAGCCCAGGAGGCAGCCAAAAUCUACCACACCAACUACGUGAGGAAUGCCCGAGCCAUGGGAGUCUUGUGGGCACUCUUCACUCUCUGCUUUGCUGUCAUCAUGGUGGUGACUUUCAUCCAACCCUAUUGGAUUGGGGACAGCAUUGACACCCCUCAGGCUGGCUACUUUGGCCUUUACUCCUAUUGUAUUGGCAAUGCCCUCACAGGAGAACUCAUCUGUAAGGGCAGCCCUCUGGACUUUGGCACCAUUCCCUCAAGUGCCUUCAAAACAGCCAUGUUUUUUGUGGGCAUCUCUACCUUCCUCAUUAUUGGUUGCAUCCUCUGCUUCAGCCUCUUCUUCUUCUGCAAUGCAGCCACUGUCUACAAGGUGUGCGCUUGGAUGCAGCUAGCAGCAUGUGCAGGCUUGUCAAUAGGAUGCCUGCUUUAUCCUGAUGGUUGGGACUCCCCCGAGGUAAAGCGCAUGUGCGGUGAGAAGACAGACAAAUACACACUGGGAGUGUGCACGGUGCGCUGGGCAUAUAUCCUCUGCAUCAUUGGUAUCCUUGAUGCUCUCAUCCUCUCUUUCUUGGCCUUUGUGCUUGGCAACCGGCAAGACAAUCUCCUGCCCUCUGACUUUCAAGUGGAAAAUAAAGAGGAAGGAAAUGCAUGAGCAGUAAGACUGUGACCAUCUCAAGCAUUAUCUAUUUCUGCCUUUGGCUGAACUGGAUUGAGACAGUGAAACUUCCAACUUUAAAGCAACUCACGAAGGUUACCUGACACACUUGGUUGUCACAUACACCACUCCUCCUUUAAAGUCAUCCAUGAACAUUUGGCUACACUUUGACAAAAGGAACAAGAGAAACCACAAAAAGGGUGAUUGCAAAAUUGACUUCCUGCUUCUUGCAGGAAGCUACUUCAGUCUGUCCCUAAGACUGGCAUCAGCAACUAGAGUCCUUAGAUUGCUGCUCAGCUCCAAGAACCUCAUUUGUUCCCAAUGGCAAUUGCCCUGACUUCUUUUUAAGCCUUGAAAAAUGUCUCAAAUGUAGUAUGAUUUCAGGAUACUGUGAGAAAUUAAACGGAGAAGCUAGACCCAGCCACCAGUUUUGGAAUUACUAAUACUAUGCAGUACCAGAGAAGAGCCCACCACAGAAAGCUGUCAUGAGUAUCUGAAACCUGGACACACGCCUCAUUGAAAAUGCUUAGCUUUGCACGAAAUGACACUGAAGACAUUUCUCUGCAGAAAACUAUAUUUAUGUAAGAAUCAAUAUUUUCAUAACUUGUUUAACUGUUGCACAACAGACUGUUCCACAAGCUAUAGGUGGAACAGAAUUCUGCCCUCAGUAGUUGAGGGAAAUUAUUCUUAAUAGCAUAUUUCACAAACAAGUCUCCUGAUGCGAACCACUUUACAUCACGUCAAAUUGAAACAGACCAUACUAUUUACAUGGCAGUCAAUUUAGGAAUGUCUCAGCCAAUGGCUGCCAUCCUCCUUUGAGAGUUUUCUAUCCUGUAUGAUAAAUUGCUUUUGAAAUUGUCUCUUUCAAGUUAUUGUACUGUGAAUCAUAGAAUGCUGGUAACCAUAGUUAAGUUUCACAAUUUCUAGGUUUUGAAAUUCAUCUUUUCUUUUCUUAUGUUCAUGAUAUUUACCGAGAUUUCCCAGAGAUUAAGGUAACCAUUUACAAAGAUGAGCUAAAAUAUAGUGUCGUUGGUAGGCAACAAUUUAUAAUGAGGUCCUUGAUCACAACUAAAAUAGUCCAGUUUCAGCCCACUCCACUUUAGAUCUUUUCUGAAUCUAGGUUCUUUAUGUGAGCCAGUAUCCAGGGCAAUUCUAACCACCACCAAGCAAAUUUUAACAUUUUAAGGCAAAUGUUAAGGCAGGCCAGUGCACAGCUAAAUCAAGCUCCCAGUUCUACCAAGUGACAUUUUAGUUUAAAUUGAGAUAAUGAAAUGUCCAGCCUAAAAGUGGAAACUCAUAUGAACUGAGUAGUAAUUUCCUCCUUUCCCCUCCAAUUAUUCAGCAAUACUGCCCCCACUUCCAUGCGACAAUUACACCUGUACUACUUGUAUUCGAUUCAGGUUUCUCUGUGUCUUAUAGUCUGUUCUGGUGAGAGGUUUCACUGAAUGAAUAGA
Messenger RNA from Pogona vitticeps (central bearded dragon), 2493 nucleotides. It is a transcript of the gene LHFPL5, whose product is annotated as LHFPL tetraspan subfamily member 5. Gene Ontology annotation, cellular component: plasma membrane. The record is from RefSeq and is a predicted model, not a curated record. Lineage: Eukaryota; Metazoa; Chordata; Lepidosauria; Squamata; Agamidae. Gene Ontology annotation, biological process: detection of mechanical stimulus involved in sensory perception; sensory perception of sound.